UUUGAUUCAUUUUUAGUGAGAUUUUAUUGCUUUGAUUUGGGUUUUGAGAACUGUGUUUUCUUAGAUAACUGACAUAUGCAGUCAAUUUGAUGUAGUGAACUUAAAUUGUAUAUUAAAUAUAUGUUAAUAAAUAUUACCGUUACUUACUUUUUAAUAUAUUUAUUCCAAAAAAAACUAUUAUGGGAAACUUAUUGGAGAAAUAAGAUAAGAACGCCUCUACUGUAUUAUAGAUGUUGACUAGAGAACUUAAAUAAGAGCAUUAUAUGUACACGUUUGCUUAUCCACAGGACCACAACUUUUAAUUGUUGACUAUUAUUUAAUUGAACUUCAUGAAACUCCAUUUGAGGGCCUAGAUUAGCCUAGGAGUUGAAGGUAUACUCUAAUUUCUUCAAGGUGUGUAAAUUGUCUAAGAAAGAUUUCCUUAAGCGAAUAUCAUAAAAGAAGUUAAACCUAAACUAAUUAAAUCCACAAUAAACAAUUUAGCAAGCAAAAUAAGAAUGCCAUGUUUUCAGCACUUCUAUUAAACUAUGUUCAUAUACAAAUUAUCUGUAACUACUUGCCAUGAAUUUUGCGCAAAUUGAAUCUGAAAUUGUGCUUCUAAUUUUAUAGUGUAGGUUUACUCUUGUAUGACAACACUACAUUCAUUUUACCUGACUUUAGUCUUUGUGUGCUCCAUUUGUAUGGUUAGGCUUCCACCAUGUGGAUUAACAGAACUGGGAUCAAAUCGGAGUUGAAUCGUUUUGUUUGUUUUUUUAUUACAUUGUUUUCAAGUCCACUGAGAAAACACUGUGUAGUUUAAAAAAUAACUAAAAAGACAAGGCCCCUCAUAUAUUAUAACAACUUUAGGUAGAUUUAUACUAUAGAGAUAUGUACAUGAGAUUAGAAGGUUUUAUUUACCAGUAAGCAUCUCCUUUAUUUUCCACAUUUUAGGAUCAAAAGCAUAUUAAUCUUUUUUUUUUUUUUAUGAAAACGACCCAAAUUUUUAUUAUCCGCUUUGGGCCUCCAAAAAACUUGAGCCGGCCCUGGUCAUGUUCAUGUCAACCAGUGAGUAUUCGUGUCAUGUUCACAAGACCUUGGUACUUGGUAUGGAACAAGGCUGAUAUGGAUGAAAGCAAAAGGGUAGGUUGUAUCGACCGCGAAGGGAGAAGCACCUGCCGAUGAAUAUGGCAUAAAAUUCUUUGAAACUCAAAGGAUAUCAAGCAAAGGCUUUCAGAGAUCGACACAAAGGCUGAGGUAUGAUAUCAAAGUUGCAUCACAUAUACCAAAGAAGAUGAUUUGGAACUUAAAAAAGGUUAUGACCGAUUGAGAGGCAAAGUUUCGUAUGGUUGAAAAGGUUAUAUAGAAAGAAGCGAAAGAGCACAAGACCAUAUCUUAUUGACCUAAUGUACUAGAACCAAAUACAAAUUUCCAGUCUCAUACUAAUUGACUCGCCUUCGUUGGAUAGCAAGCGUGGGAGAUUGUCAGAAUCAAGGGCAUCAUCCGGCCACCAAACAAGGAAAAGUUUAACGAUGUCUACAUCGUUUAUGAAUUAAUGGAUACCGACUUACAUCAAAUCAUUCACCCUUCCUCUGCAAGAAACUUCACACUGGUGACUACUGACUGGUUUUCAAAAUUGCUCACAUCACCGGAAAUCAUGGCUUCCUUCCUGCUUCGCCUCACAACCUCCAUCGUCCCAUUUCGUCCGGCGGUAGCCAAAGCUGUGUCCGUCGUCCCAUUCCGUCAUAGCAGGCUCAUAGUCAGGUCGUUUUCUUCUCCGUCGAAGAACCCACUGCCAAAAUUUACAUUCGAUUUACAAUUCCUAAGGUCUCAAAUAAAACCCGGAGUUCCGUCAAUACUAUUCACCAUGGUUAACGACGAAGAGAUGACGGUAACCAUGCCUGGAAUGAAGAAAACGGAGAAUGAAGAAGGCGUAUGGUUAUCGUUUGAUGUCCCUAAGCUAGGAAAGCGGGAGUUGACCAUGGAUUUUGAAGGUUUCAAUUUUCUGAUACAACUCAAAACACCUGAGAAAAUGUACCUUGCAACCAUCAAGUUACCGGAGAAUUAUAACCCCUAUUGUGACUUGAAAGGAAGGUUUGAAGAUGGUAUUUGCUACAUAUGCCUUCCCACUCAGAAAAACCCUGAUCCCAUCUUGGCUAAGGCUAAUAUCAACAGAGACUUCACUCGCCCUACGCCUUACUGCGAUAUGUUUAACCGAUCGGAUCUAGGAUGGACGCUUUGCGAAAUAAUAGCGCACCCGAAGGUGAAGAGUAAGUCGUUCACUGUGGAUAAGAAGGAUACGGUUGACAGCAUAUACAUGAAGGGGAAGUUGCCUGGUGUAGAGAAGAUGGUGGUGACAAGGGAAGGCUUGUGUGUGUCGUUAAGCAUGCCUGGGUUUGAGUUAGAGGACGUGGAGGCCGGGUUUGAGUACGACACACUGAUUGUCGAAGGGAAAAGGGAGGGUGAGCACUACAUUGCAGGGGUACGGGUACCCGAGGGGUUCUGUAAGGAGAAUGAUAUGAUCAAGAGAGAGAUGCAAGAUGGAGUGUUUAAGGCUACUCUUCCCCGUGUUGAUGAAAACAGGCUCGUGUUUAGUGUGUAUCGAUAGACGAUUAACAUAUAUUGUUGCUAGCUAUAGAUAUGUAAGAAGUGGAUUGAUGUUUUGAAGUUGAUUGAAACAACUGAAUGACUCUUGUAAGGUUUAUUUGGGCCAAGUUGUAUAUAUUUGGUCCUUUUAUAUUACACUGAGCGAAUAGACUUA
Messenger RNA from Helianthus annuus (common sunflower), 2737 nucleotides. RefSeq lists its product as uncharacterized. The record is from RefSeq and is a predicted model, not a curated record. The coding region runs from base 1532 to 2584 and encodes 350 amino acids. NCBI's taxonomy places the organism in Eukaryota, Viridiplantae, Streptophyta, Magnoliopsida, Asterales, Asteraceae. The transcript has 7 exons.